Molecule: messenger RNA, 2084 nt
Organism: Dermacentor silvarum
Lineage: Eukaryota; Metazoa; Arthropoda; Arachnida; Ixodida; Ixodidae
Product: solute carrier family 35 member E2A
Exons: 7
Coding region: 501-1688 (395 amino acids)
Cellular component (GO): Golgi apparatus
Molecular function (GO): antiporter activity
Source: RefSeq, a predicted model, not a curated record
AUGGCGGCCUGCAGAUAAUAUUUAUUUUUCGGUUUCGCAGUUUCGUUGACGUAUAUCCACCGCUGCCGUAGGAAGAGCGAGCGGCGUACAGCACCGCCGGUAGCGCGCAGUCGUGAUUGAUUUUACGAUGUUAUCUUGUGGGAGCGAUAACAUGCACGAUAACAGUUCGCUGCAGGGCAAGCACUGUACGUAGCCGUCAAAUCGCGAAGCGAUUCUCGCAUGCACGGUUGCACGUCAUCGACGUAAAAUAUGAUGUGUGUCGCCUUGGAGCGGCCCUGACGUUGAUAUAAUAGCGCUAUUCCUUUUUUUUUUGUUUCUUUCGUUUGUUCUUUACAUUUCGCUUGCUACAGGUGAAGCAAGUGGCGCAGGCUGCGACGUGCACGAAACAUAUACGCUGUCUUCCACGUGUAUAAACGUUUACGGGUUUGCGCUGCGCUCGGAUACUCCAGCUAACUCGCGGGCAUUGCGUGGCUUUUUUUUUUUUUUUUUUCCUACAUAGAAUGAAUGGAGCUGCAAGAUGUCAUCAGGAGCCAGACGACAUGGUUGGAGAGCAGGCCAGCCGGAUGGACGGCGGUGACUGCGUGGUGAAGGGCUCCGUGUUCAGUGAACAGCUGAGUAGACAUCACCGUGGCAGUACCGGCCACAAGGAAGAUGCCAUGAGCGGACUGCCCUUUCACGGACCUUCGUCACGGGAGGUGGAGCUGGCCAGUGUGCCGGUCCUCGAGCGACGCAGCGGACUGUACAGCAGCGGAGCGCUGGUGGUGCUCGUCGUCUGGUACUUUUUCAGCUUCACCACGCUGGUGCUGAACAAGUGCAUCCUCUCUUACCAAGCUGGGGACCCUGUAGUGCUGGGUGCAGUGCAGAUGUGUUGCUGCUUCAUCUGCGGCUACGUCCAGAUGCAGAUGACUGCUAGACGGAAGCUGUCCCACGAAAACUCUCCCAGGGCGCAUAACGUCAUCCUUGUUGGGUCGCUACGAUUUAGCACGGUGUUCCUGGGCCUGGUGGCGCUGUGGUACGUGCCCGUGUCAUUUGCCGAAACGGUGAAGAGCUCGGCGCCCGUGUUCACGGUGGUCAUCUCGCGGCUGGUGCUGGGCGAAAUGACCACCUGGCUGGUCAACAUGAGCCUCUUCCCGGUCAUGGGAGGCCUGGCCCUGUGCAGCGCAAAUGAGCUGAGCUUCAACCUGCCAGGCUUCGUCGCUUCGCUUUCCACUAAUCUCUCGGAGUGUUUUCAGAACGUCUUCUCCAAGCGCCUGCUGACCGACGAGAAGGUCAAGCUGCUGCCCGUGGAGCUCCAGUGCUACACUAGCCUGAGCUCUGUGUUCAUCCUGGUGCCCACCAUGUUGGCCCUGGUGGACUUUGGCAAAGUGUGGGAGACCAUGACGUGGGCUACGCUGGGCACGCUGUUGCUGGGGGGCCUGUCGUUCCACUGCCAAAGCUUCACCGAGUACAUCCUGCUGGGUUACAUCUCGCCUGUCACCCACAGCGUUGCAAACACAGUCAAGCGGGCGCUCAUGAUCUGGCUGUCUGUGCUGGUGUUCGGCAACCAAGUCACAUUCCUCAGCGGCCUAGGGACGCUCAUUGUCAUUGCAGGCGUGUUCCUGUACAACCACGCACGAAACGUUGCCGCCACUCUAUACCAAUACGAUGUGACGCUCAGUACUGUCAAGGUUACCGACCAUGAUGUCUGAUGUGUUCGGGUUUUAGGAACAAGGCUGUGGCGUCUUUUCUCCAGAGUCUGGCAUAUACACCAGAGGCAGAUCUUUGUGCAGUCGCUGGCUGUUGUUCGCAGAAAUAUUGCGAAGACAAAGAAACGCAGUUAUGUAUUUCACCUGACCUGUACCUUACAAUACCUACCCGGUGUUUCAUUGCAAGAGGUCCUUGAGGCCAGUUCCUCGGCAUAUCUGAAAGAAGCUACGAUGAAAGCGACAACCUAAUUUCGAAACAGCUGACAUAUAGCAUUGUCAAGUCAGCGGGAAAUGCAGAGGAUAGCGUCGCUUUUGCUAUGCCUUUCCUGGUGAAACAACCAGAGUUUAUUGUCGUUUUAUUGAAAGGCAGAGAUGUUCAGAACGGCUCUGGUAACAACC